GUGGGCUAUUUACUGUUGACAGUGUGCUUGCUUCCCUUCUUCAGAGUUUUGGGGCAAGAAAGGGCAUCAUUUCCCCAUCUCUUUUUUCUCCUACUAUUAUUUCUCCAACAAUCUACUCAUAGCAGAAGAUUUGGCCCACUGGUGGAAGGUUUGAGCUAGCUCACCCCUCUCCCUAUUUAUUUCAAUUGUGAGUGGUUUAAUGCCCUAAAAAUCAUUCAGGCAUACACUCCAGCAGGCUGAGGGGUUGAGGGGCUGAGGGGGAAAUUUGGAGAAAGGAUAGGUAGUCCUUGGCGCUGCCAUGCUGGUCCUGUUUAAUCUCAACUUUAUCUUUAGACUCAGAAUGACAGUGCCUGUACCUCUUGCUUUGUGAUACACAAAAUAGGCCAGAGGGAAGAUUCCUGAAGCUGGUUGAACAGUGGUAGAUGGGCACCUUCUGAGGAAAGUUGGGGCCCAAGAAGGGAAAUAGGAGAAAGUUCUCCACUUUCCUAGAGGCAAUGAUCUCCUCCUGUUAACCAUUACCUCUGGCAUCAUCGUCUUGAAGGAGGCGGGACUUGGAGAAGGAAAAGAAGGGUCAGCUGGUUGUGAUGGACCUUGUCCUUACCCUGAGCACUCCACCCAGACAUGGAAGCAGCAACAGAUCUCCAAGACACAGCCACAUUACCUCUGAAGUUUAAAUUUAACCCAAAGCUGGGGAUUGACAAUCCUGCACUCUCAUUAGCUGAUGACCAUGACCACCUUGAUUCCUGGGGCUGUCAGCGGCCUCGUUUCUGUCUGCUGAGCAGGGAGGAGGGGGGAAAAUUUGGCUUCUAUCUGCAUAAGGAGCUGGGCCGGACUGGGCACAUAGUUCGAAGGGUAGAACCAGGCACUUCUGCUCAGCGCCAAGGACUUCAGGAUGGAGACCGAAUCCUGGGAGUCAAUGGAGACAUUGUGGAGCAUGAGGAUUAUCAUGGGGUGGUUCGUCGAAUUCGGGCUAGUGGUCCCCGGGUGCUGCUGAUAGUGUUGGCGGGGUAUGUGGAAGAGGUCCGUGCUCAUCAGGCUGAUGGUGCUCAUCUCUGUCCUGUCCUGGAUUCUGGUGUCAGACCUCGGCUGUGCCAUGUGGCAAAAGAUGAGGGGGGCUUUGGUUUUAGUAUCACCCAUGGAGAGAGGGGCUUCUUCUGGUUGAUAUUGACUUGUGGAGGAGCAGCAGAGCGGGCAGGGGUCCCCCAGGGCGCUCGGCUGCUGGAAGUAAAUGGGAUCAGUGUGGAAAAUUUCUCGCAUAGUCAACUCAGCAGAAAGCUUCGGCAGAGUGGGGAGCAGGUAACUCUCCUGGUGGCAGGGCCAGAGGUGGAAGAACAGUGUCGUCAGCUGGGCUUACCUCUGGCUGCCCCCCUGGCUGAGGGCUGGGCACUGCCUGCCCGGCCACGCCAAUUGCAUCUAGAAAAAGGACCCAAGGGGUUUGGCUUCUUGCUUCGAGAGGAGAAAGGCCCUAAUGGGCAGCUUGGGCAAUUCCUAUGGGAGGUGGAUCCAGGGCUGCCAGCAGAUAAAGCUGGUAUGCGGGCUGGGGACCGAUUGGUUGCUGUGGCUGGGGAUAGUGUAGAAGGAUUGGACCACGAAGAGGCUGUGACCAGGAUCUUGGCGCAAGGUUGUCAUCUCUCCCUGACUGUUGUGGACCCUGAUGCUGACAACUUCUACAGCAAGGUCCGCUUGUCUCCUCUCCUCUUUUUGGAGGAUGCUGGUCCCCAAGCAACUGGGGAACUUCCUGAGAAUUCCCAGGAGCUUACUUCAGUGUCUCAAAUGGAGGAUCGAGCAUCCUUGGCAAUAGAUAUGGCCCCAUCACUUGAAGUUUCUACCUCCCUUGCUCCUCCCACCCUACCCAGCUUCCGUCUUUGCCUUCUGAGCCCGGGGCCUGAUGGUGGUUAUGGUUUCCGACUCAGUUGUGGGACUGACAAGCCUGAUUUCGUCAUUUCCCAGGUGACCCCAGGGGGCUCAGCUUCUCGAGCAGGCCUUCAUGUUGGGGAUGUGAUCCUGGAGGUGAAUGGUCAUUCUGUGGGUAGGGAGAAUGCUUUCAAGGUGCUGCAGCAGUUUACUGAUGCUAAGCCACCCCUUCGCCUGAGGCUGGCAGCCCAGGGAGGACGAUGCAUUGAAGCCUGCUGCUCUACAGAGUCAGGAGAGGCCUGGAUUCUACCCUCAGAGAGUCUCUAGAACACCCUAUCUGGAUCUACUCGAUGUUUCUUUGUCUACUACACCUACUUGUUUCAGAAGUGGAUGGAAAUUCCUGAGCCCAGGGGCUAGAGAGGUGGGAUGUCCUUGUAGGACUACAGAGACUUUCUGAGAUGUCUCCUUUUCCAGGGUUUCACUGCCUGGAAAAGGGUGGAGGAAGAAGCUUUGCCCAAUGAGCAAUCACUGGGUUUGCUCUGUCAACAGCUUUCCAUCCAUAUUUCCACACAGGAGAAAUGUGCAGGAGUUUGGUAGGGCCAUGGAUCCCUGAAGAUAAAGUUUGUUUGGGGGAAGAGUAGGACCUGCAAAGACUGGGAUCUCCUGUAUUAUAUCUGAUGCUCUCCACUGAUGUGUGAUGAUGCUGAACAUUCAAUUAAAGUCAGAGACCAGUAUCAUAA
This is a messenger RNA of Monodelphis domestica (gray short-tailed opossum), 2594 nucleotides long. RefSeq names its product NHERF family PDZ scaffold protein 4 (gene NHERF4). Gene Ontology annotation, molecular function: protein-membrane adaptor activity; signaling receptor binding. Lineage: Eukaryota; Metazoa; Chordata; Mammalia; Didelphimorphia; Didelphidae. Gene Ontology annotation, cellular component: apical plasma membrane. The record is from RefSeq and is a predicted model, not a curated record. Gene Ontology annotation, biological process: protein localization to plasma membrane.